GUUUUCUUUCAGCCGGUUACAUUAUUUGAUUUAGAUAGCGAAUUUUCGUUGAUUUUCUUAUCUUUCAGGAAAUGUAUUUGUUGUGUGCAUAAAUGAUACAUCCUAGUUGAGUUGAAAGAACCGAAGAGUUCCGAAUUAAUUUCUAAUUACAAUUAAGUUUCAAGGAAAAUACCUAAGAAAUGGGUGUUUUACGGAUUUUAUUCUCCUCUGUAUCUUGUGUGUUGGGUUGGUCCUCGCUCGUGGCCUUCCUGAUUUUGAAUAACUAUCCUGCGGCUGUUUUGGGAUUUACGUCGGGAACUCUUGAUGCUAUAUUAGUUUUUUUGCAUUUUCUCGAAUAUAAAGGAAUUUUAUUCCAAUGGUACGAAAGGGUCGAUUUGAGAAGAUUUUGUAGAUUAGGCAUUUUCGUAUCGGGCCUCGGCAUUCUCUGCAUAGGAUAUUUCGCAACAAUUCAAAUCAUGCUGAAUAAACCCAUGCUACCAAUUCCAGAAAGCGGAGUGAUUCCUCUGGUGUGGUCGAUUGUGGUUUUAAGAAGCGGAACUUUUCUAAUUUAUUAUUCUCUAAAAUACCAAUUGGCGUACGACGAAUACUCCAACAGAAUUUUAAACUCAGAUGAACAGGCUUGAAAUGUGUAAAAAGAUCAGAAUAUCCCCUCAUUGUAAUUUUGAUUUUUAUUCUCAUUAACAUUAAUUACAAGUGUUAGGGUGAAGUUUAUAGCUGGUUCCAUAAAAGAACAUAUUACUUAUUGAAUAGAAAAGUCUUAUAUUUCUUUGGAAUAUGCACUGUGAAAGUUUAUUAUGAUACACCCUGUAUUAUAUCCUUUGUACUCGAAUCACGUCCAACGAGCAACUUUGACUAUUUCAUUUACUUGCCUAAAUUUUACGUUUGAACUUUGAACAGUCUGUGAUAUUUUUGUAACGUUAACACGUCGAACGCCAUAGCAGAGUAGGGUUUAAUAUUCAUAGGGUUUAAUAAAUUGUAAUAGGUAUAUAAAAAUUUCAAUUUUCGAUUAAAUGG
This is a messenger RNA of Phyllotreta striolata, 1014 nucleotides long. The record is from the annotation of a GenBank genome assembly. Lineage: Eukaryota; Metazoa; Arthropoda; Insecta; Coleoptera; Chrysomelidae.